UCCCCUAUAUUUAGUCCUGAGGUUAAAAAGAAAAUGUAUUGUGUGCUGAUUGUGUGCUGCUAACAGCAACCUGCAACUUCCAAGGUCCUCUGAAUGGUAGCUGCAUCUAGUAUUUGUGUCUUUCUUAAUUCUCCCAUAAGCUCAAACCUCAAAGCUUGGUGAGUAAUCAGCCACUGCUGUUCCACAGCAGGAGUUUAACACAUUUAUGACAUAAGAUCAUUUUUUUUAACAGAUUUGUAUCUUUUUUUUUUUUUUUCUACUUUGACCAUGGUUUUUGGAUAUUUCUCUCUGCAUCCUAAGGAAACAUGAGAUUCUCCGGUAUAAGAUACACCUGAAAAAUAUUUUCUGUAACAUUUUACUAGAUGGAAUCAUGAGACUGAUGGCUGUUCCUGUUUUAACUUUCUUUAUCUACUAUGCCUGUUUGGAAAAGGCAAAAGGACUUUAUAUUUUUGGAUAACAAACAAACCUGGAUUUCCCAUGCUGGUGGGGCUGUUAUUAAUUCUAUCAUCACUGCAUGUUGCCAUGCUCAAAGCUCCCAAGGGUAAAAAUGUGUCCUGGGGUUCGGCGGACUCCUACACCAGCCGUCCAUCCGAUUCAGAUGUCUCUUUGGAGGAAGACCGAGAAGCUGUGCGGAGAGAGGCUGAGCGUCAGGCCCAGGCACAGCUGGAUAAAGCAAAGGUUAAACCUGUUGCAUUUGCUGUUCGGACAAAUGUUGGGUACAGCGCAGCUCAUGAUGACGAGGUUCCUGUUCCAGGCAUGGCCAUUUCAUUUGAGGCUAAAGAUUUUUUGCAUGUCAAAGAAAAAUUUAACAAUGACUGGUGGAUAGGCCGGCUGGUUAAAGAAGGCUGUGAACUUGGAUUUAUCCCUAGUCCUGUGAAACUAGAGAACAUGAGGGUACAACAUGAACAAAAGGCAAAACAAGGAAAGUUCUACACAAGUAAAUCAGGGGGCAACUCUUCCUCCAGUCUGGGUGAUGUGGUACCUAGCUCUAGAAGAUCAACACCACCGUCAUCUGCUAUAGAUUUAGAUGCCGCUGGCUUAGAGGCAGAAGAAAUUGAUAUUCCAGCAAACCAUCGUUCCCCUAAACCCAGUGCAAACAGUGUAACAUCACCCCUCUCCAAAGAGAAACGAAUGCCCUUUUUUAAGAAGACAGAGCACAUCCCUCCAUAUGAUGUAGUGCCUUCUAUGAGACCUGUAGUUUUAGUGGGGCCUUCUUUAAAAGGAUAUGAGGUAACAGAUAUGAUGCAAAAAGCAUUAUUUGAUUUUUUAAAACACAGAUUUGAAGGGCGAAUAUCUAUCACACGAGUCACUGCAGACAUCUCGCUUGCCAAACGUUCAGUGUUAAAUAACCCAAGCAAACACGCGAUAAUAGAGAGAUCGAACACAAGAUCAAGUUUAGCUGAAGUUCAGAGUGAAAUUGAACGCAUCUUUGAAUUAGCAAGAACGUUGCAACUUGUAGUACUUGACGCAGAUACCAUUAACCAUCCAACUCAACUUGGCAAAACCUCCCUUGCUCCCAUUAUAGUGUAUGUAAAGAUUUCCUCUCCUAAGGUUUUACAGCGGUUAAUUAAAUCACGGGGAAAGUCUCAGGCAAAACAUCUUAAUGUCCAAAUGGUUGCUGCUGACAAACUAGCACAGUGUCCUCCCGAAAUGUUUGAUGUUAUCCUAGAUGAGAACCAGCUUGAAGAUGCGUGUGAGCAUCUGGCAGACUACUUAGAAGCCUACUGGAAAUCGACUCAUCCUCCCAGUAGUCACCCCCCUAAUGUACUUCUGUCUCGUUCACUAACAGCUGCAACUCUUCCCAUUACACCUUCCUCUGCCUCUAAUACACAGAGCUCCCAAGGAGACCAGAAAAACGAUCAACCCGCACCUGAACGACCUGGCACAGCUGAAGAAGAUGCAAGUGCCGAACCCACAAGAAAGUCUCAACAUAGAUCUUCCACAUCUGCACAGCACCAUAAUCAUCGGAGUGGAGUUCACAGAGGUCUGUCCAGACAGGAAACAUUUGACUCUGAAACACAAGACAAUAGAGACUCCAAUUACCUUGAACCAAAGGACGAUUACCCUUCAGAACGAAGUGAUCAUAAAGACUCACAUAGGGAUCAUAAUCACAGAGACGAAUCUCAUGCAAGUAGUGAUCACCGACAUAAGGAAACCCGGCAUCGUUCAAAUGAGCAGGACAGAGACCAGGACCACAAUGAAUGCAAUAAACCCCGCAGUCGUCAUAAAUCCAGGGACCGAUAUUGUGAGAAGGAUGGAGAGAUUUCCAGGAAACGCAAUGAUACAGCAGAAUGGAACCGGGAGGUUUACGUCCGUCAGUAACAUAAGCUUCAUUGGCACCAUUAGAUGUGAUUAUUUUUUUUUUAUUCUUGUUAAUGACCACUUUCCAAAUGGUUUGGUUCUAUGUUGCAAAAGAUACAACAUCCUUCUUUAGACCAUUUCUAGAUUGCUGUUUCUUGUAUAGCUACAGCAUAAAACAGAGACUAUAUAUUUAUGUUUUAAUAUUUACAUUUUUCAUGGGGCAGCUGCAAAUCUGUUGCCAGACCUGUCAUUUAGCGACGUUUGUGGCUAUUGUUUGAAUCAUGUCUGUUGCCAUCAAUUUAAUGUUGCUGCUCUUAUAAAGCAAAUGCUGUUUUCUAGGCACGGAACAGUGACAGGACAGAUUUAGGUAGAUAAUUCCAUAGAUUUCUUCCAGGUUUGCUAUUUGUAGUUUUAUUUUUUACUGCAGAAGUGGUGUCUGGCUUCUGGGAAAACAAACAUUCUAUAUCAUGACUUUUUAUAUUUUGAAUUAAUUGCAAUCACCUGGUUUGAAUGUUUAUUUUAAGUCCACAAAUUGUUAUGUUUUCCCUCCUGCUGUCUUUUGAGAACAGAGCUAAAUAUUGCCUUACACUUGAGAGAUCAUAAAGCUAAAACUCAU
Molecule: messenger RNA, 2917 nt
Organism: Bombina bombina (fire-bellied toad)
Lineage: Eukaryota; Metazoa; Chordata; Amphibia; Anura; Bombinatoridae
Gene: CACNB2
Product: calcium voltage-gated channel auxiliary subunit beta 2
Exons: 13
Coding region: 478-2322 (614 amino acids)
Biological process (GO): regulation of voltage-gated calcium channel activity; chemical synaptic transmission; calcium ion transmembrane transport
Cellular component (GO): voltage-gated calcium channel complex
Molecular function (GO): high voltage-gated calcium channel activity; protein binding
Source: RefSeq, a predicted model, not a curated record